Molecule: messenger RNA, 1219 nt
Organism: Tachysurus fulvidraco (yellow catfish)
Lineage: Eukaryota; Metazoa; Chordata; Actinopteri; Siluriformes; Bagridae
Product: junctional adhesion molecule-like
Exons: 5
Coding region: 115-1014 (299 amino acids)
Biological process (GO): cell surface receptor signaling pathway; positive regulation of T cell proliferation; cellular response to lipopolysaccharide
Cellular component (GO): external side of plasma membrane
Source: RefSeq, a predicted model, not a curated record
UAGUGGUUGUUGUGGUUUCCUGAAAACCAAAGUAUAUAAAGAGAAACACUCAGUCAGUGUGUCAGUGUGUGUGUUUCACUCUGAGGGACUGGUGUGUGUGCAGAAGAUUCAGUAAUGAUGAAGUGCUUAUAUCUUUUGUAUGUCGUGUUUCACGUCGCUGCGGGCUGUGAUCUCUCUGGUGAUGAGACAGAAAUUACACGACACAAAGGUGGUUCAGUUCUGUUACCCUGCUCCUGCUCUGACCUGCACACCAAACCUCAGACAUUCACCUGGAUGAUCUACAGAACAGGACGUCUGACUGACAUGUUAAAUGAUGAACACUAUCGUGACAGACUUCAGCUGUUUAAUAAAUCUUCUCCUGGUAAUCUGUCUCUGCUCAUAUCUGACCUGAGAGAAGAGGAUCAGGGAGACUACAGGUGCAGCACUGAGAAGGAACACAGAGACGUCAAGAUUUAUGUUAAAGGCUGUGAGCUGGUGAAGGAGGCAGGUGUAGAGUCCAUAACUGUGUUCACAGGAGAGUCUGUAGUUCUGCCCUGUGUCUGCACUGACCUACAGGACAAACCAAAGUCUCUUAAAUGGGACUUUUCAAUAUCCACAAAAUCUGGAAGUAAUCGUUAUCAGGAAAUUUACCCUGCACAGACUGGACAUCACAGAAACAGAGUCAAACUGGUCAGUAAAAGCUCUCCAGGAAACCUCUCUCUACUCGUAUCAGACCUGACUGAACAGGACCAGGGAAUCUACACAUGUUCUGUACAGGAAGAAAGAAAAUAUUUCAGACUAUAUGUUAAAGUAGGAAGAAGAGAAACUUCAACACGCUCAGGGAAAACAGACAGAAGACAGCCUUCAAAGAAAACAACACAAGGACAAGGAACAUGUGAAGAGAACGUGAAUCCUGAAGGACGUCCGGACUGUAAGGGAAAGUCAACAGAUCAGGUUAGCAAACGUAAAAUGAGUUAUAACAGAUCUGUUUCUACCUUUGGAGCUUUUGUUGUAUUUGUGAUACACUGCAGGUAACACACAUGACCCACACAUGCUGUCACUGAACACUGAGUUAUAGGAAAUGAUCUUCUGCUGCUUCUAUCAGAACAACACAUGGUGUAAAGAAAGAAGUCAAAUUUGGAGAUUUGUGUCGUCUUUACAGGAUUUUACCUGCUUCUUGAAGUCAACAGCACAACCCACAGAAUUUGUGUUAUAUGUGUAAUUUUCCUCUUCUGUCUUU